AUGAUGUAAUUCAUAGCCGGUGCCUAGCAUCUGGGGUUCAAUGCACCUACAUCAAGCGGAAGCCGCGCCAGCCUCAGCCUCAGCACCGGCACCAACACAAUCCACGUGGUCCUGUUGGCAUGCAGUCAACGGAGUUACUGCGCCACUCGUCAUCUGGCGCACUCCUGGCCUGCGGCAUGCUGCCUUUGAAGAGGUUCAGGUUGAGUGCAUCUCCGGCGACUGGUCUCGUGGGCAUGCAGGAAAACACCUUCCUCAGCGACUUCUUCGGCUGCGUUGGUUUCUUGCCGCUCACCACCCCAAGUCACAUCCGCGGAGAAAUGGUGAGGAUGAUGACCCUCUCCACUGCCCCACACCGGCCGGACGCUUCGUACGACUCCCUCGAUCAAGGCCAGUUCGGCGCCAUCUUUUCCGAGGAUGGCAUUACCACGGGAAAUCAGCUGUCGGCAGGCCCCUCGGCUUGCACGUUUUGGUGUGCAGUUGGUGUGGGAGCACUUGUGAAGGGCAGCCCUGUUGAAUCGGUGGCGAACUACUCCCGACUUGCGAGAGAUGCACUGGAUGCCUACACUGGUCCUGUGAAUGCCGAGGUUGCAAUGGCGUGGGCGAUCUUGGGUUACUUCUACGGUUUCAUGGGAGACACGGCGACGUUUCAAGAGUACCUGGGGCUUGCAGACUCCUUUUUGACUGAUUCCAUCGAGCGAGGGUCGACGAACAUCCUUCCUGCGGGAUUCGCCGAGAUAAUCCGUCUCGAGCAGACCGUCAAGGUGUACACGGGACAUCUCGACGCUGCGUACAUCGACUUUUUGGGCUCCCGACGUGGGGAUCCUCCGCAGGUCAACCCAGCUGCAAACGAAGGGGAUCUAUUUCGUUAUUUUUCCCAGUCGCUUAACGCGUUCGAGGAACUUGUCUUCGAGAAAGCUUGCGAGAAGAGUUCGAUUCGCCGUCAUUUGAGCGAUGACGAGCCUUGGGAGGAAGACAGAGGCGGUGGUAGCCCUCAUGGCGCUGCCCCCCAGGCGGAAGAUGUCUCUGAUGCUAUGGUGAUGGGGCUCCAAGAUGGCCUGAUCGACUUCGAACACCUACAAGAAACAGUUGAUCGAUCAAACAUUCGCAAGGGCAUCGGCGGCCUUCUCAUUAACAUGUACCUGGCAUUUCAAAAGGCAGGGAAAGGCGACGCGGGUGGGGCGUUGGAGAGGUUAGGGCAUUGCGUCGAGGCAUUUGAGCGGUACCCUGGCGUGUGUCGCUGCAUGAUGCUAUGGUGUCACGCUUCGCACUCUAUCUUGGGAGCCCUAGCAGCAAUUAAGAGUUCCAGAGCUCGGGAACUCUACAACCGGCUGCGGGAUGUCUACAAUCCUUCUCGCCCCGCUUCCUUCCUGCCAGCACCACCUUUGGAAGAGUGGCAUGGGACGUCUUCGUUCUGCGAUGAUUUCCAGUGCAGGUGCUUUGAGGGUAUCAUCGCGAGUCGAGCUCGGAACCUUUUCCCCGCCCCAUCCGACUGCACUAGCAACAAUACCGACCAGCAGCAAACUAAUUGCACGGAGGACUAUCUGGAGGUUGUCGACGAGGAACAUGAUGGCAGUAUCAUAUCAGCGGGUGUCAUUCCUGAGAAGGCGAUCGGCUCGAUCAUGGAUGCGCCUUGCAGCAACGGAGACAAACCAAUGGCAUCUACUAGCUUGUGGGAAUUGAACCAAGAGCCUGCACCACAAAUGGGUCCACCUGUCGGACCGAGCUUGUCCACUUCACAUGUCCACUGCUGUGGGCCGGACACGGGAGGAGGAAGUGGUACUGACAUUUACAGCGGUGCGGUCGAGGGGUGUGGUGGUGGAGUGCUUGCCGGCUUGGUGGCCCCAGUUCCCGAUAUGUCCUUGAGAUUGCCGGAGUUGACACAGGUAGAUGGGGUCCCAGAGGAGACAGGCGAUGAUACAAUUGCCGCAGCAGACUGGCUAGAUGUUACUCAUGCUAUGUUGGGAGCAUUUGACCAAAUUGACCCGGCGCUGUAAUGUUUACGCUUUUAGGUCAGGUUGUCGCUGUUGAAUCUGUGUGCGAAGAGGCAUUUUCUACACCCACAAUUACACUAAGCCCCAUUGGUGUGACAGCGUACACAUGAGACCUAUUGUUUGUCACCUGAUGAUAAAAGGGUAGCCGUCCCUGGCGGUGGAUUUUUCCGAAACAGCUGUGCACUGCAGCUCUUUGCGAGAACCGAUCAAUCAGAGAUGGGACCGAAAGAGUGUGUGGAGUGUGUUUGGGAAUGUGCAAGGGUUGUUCUCGUGAAUAGGUCCAUGUAUGCUAGAAGCGCUUCAUGGUUGUCUUUGAAGAAUCUCAGAAAGAUGGAAAGCGCCCGAAUCAUCCAGGGAGAUUAUGUAGCACCUUUUGUGACACAGCGGUGAUGUCUGGGACAAAAAGUGCGCCGGCCUCGCGAGCGUCCUGGUUGGGAGCAUGUCACGGCAAUCGAGAGAACUGCUGUCCCCGUCCGUAUAUGCGCAGAGCGUCCGCCCACUCGGUGUUUUGUGCAGCUGAGGGCGCCGCCGCACGAGCCCAAUCGACAUCUUCUCGGGGGAGAUGAGGACAGACGGAGAGACCGACCAUAGACUUGGGCUGGCGGCGGUCCACUAGGUGUUGGUUCCAAGCGUCCGCGUCCAUCUACACUGGCGGCCAGAGGAAGGUUGUGGGUAUAGGUUGGGGCACCGACUACAGCCUGGGGGGUGGGGGCACCGACUACAACCUGGGCGGGGGGGGGGGUUGCAGGGAGGUUACAGCCCAAAGUGUGAAUGUUAUCCGGCAUCUCGGAUAGUGUUGUUUUUCCAACACGCAAUAGCGACUUUCUUUGUAGAGCUUUUCCCCUCUCUCGGCAGGCUCGGGGUUGGCACACGAUGUUUGCACCGGGGUCCAAGGCGAACGCCGAGACGAUGCCAACAUCCGGGACGGGACGAAGUUGUCAGUGCAGCGUGUUUGGUGCAGGCCGGCGGGAUAUGGCCUUUGGCGUUUAUUUACAUCUCGCAGCGUGUAACCGUAUGCACAGAAAUUUGAAGUGCUGAAAACUGAGAAGCUGAGAAGGGAAUGAAGGGAAGAAGGGAAUGUUGGUUGGGUUUGGUUCCCAAUCUGAACCUUGGUUCGGUGCAUUGCUGCAUUGGUGAUUGGUGAUUGGUGCGUUGUGACAACAUGACGUCAUGACGUCGACGUAAGCAUAUUUGGCCG
Messenger RNA from Ectocarpus siliculosus, 3189 nucleotides. The record is from the annotation of a GenBank genome assembly. NCBI's taxonomy places the organism in Eukaryota, Phaeophyceae, Ectocarpales, Ectocarpaceae.